UCACACCUCUCCCAACAUGCACCUCACCCACCGUCAGACCUGCUGGGACCUUAAUUUGGGCCUGAGGACUGAGCGGGGAGACCAUGCAGACAGGCUGGACCCAAAAAUGGACCAGAGGUGUUGAGACGUCCCAGACGUGUUUGAGAGCUGAGACACCUCGUGCCAUCCUCAUCACAAACUGCCAAACAUCCGUCUGUUUCUGCGUUUUCAGUGACAACUUUUGAUAUUGGGAGCACCUCAGCCGUCUCCUGGACUCACUGCUUCAGCUGAAAACUUGAAAACUCAGUGAUCAACUUUAUGGUUUGCUGCCUCUGUCGUCUCCCUGCAGAGUGAGGAGAGGAUGAAACCCCAGACGCUCCUCAGGAUUGUUUUAUUUAACCGCCUGACUCAAGGAUAACCGUCGACCCCCCCUGAAAGAGGUACUCCAGGACAUCAGACUCAGUCUCACAGAGGCCCCCUUUGGCUUAAGGCAGGAUGGGGGACGGGAGCUGGGUCUGCUUGAGCCCGGCUGAGUUCGGACAGCUGCAGAAGUACAGCGAGUACUCCACCAAGAAGCUGAAGGAUGUGCUGGAGGAGUUUCACGGAGAAGGAGUCCUCUCCAAGUAUAACCCUGAGCAGCCCAUCGACUACGAAGGCUUCCAGCUCUUCAUGGCCACGUACCUGGAGAACGACAUCCCUGAGGAGCUGUGUCAGCACCUCUUCACCUCCUUCAAGAGCAAGACGGGAGGAUGCUCGCCCGAGCCGCCGCGAGCAGGAACCAGCUUACUGGGCAUGAACGGGAAGAGCAUCCUGUCUGCGAUGGGUCGACACACCCCGGAGCACUCCAGCGUGAUGAGCGCCGCCGGCUCAGGAGCCACCACCUCCCCGUGUUCGUCCCGCUCCUCCUCGCAGCGCUCAGGGACGGGCGCUCACACUCCAGGGGGGCCGCACCGAUCACCCGGCUCCCACCAAGUCAAACCCUCAGAGGGCUGCAGCAACUCCCUGACCCCCAACGCUGGACCUGCAAGGUCACCUGCGUCCCCGAAGCUUUCACCAGAGAGGAGCCACUCUGAGAAGCACUUGUCGCUGCGCAGGAGCCCGUCGCCCCAGAAGGGCUCCCCCCUGCCGUCGCCCCAGGUGGUCUUUCUGAAGGACAUCGUCUGCUACCUGUCGCUGCUGGAGAGGGGGACGCCGGAGGACAAGCUGGAGUUCAUGUUCCGGCUCUACGACACGGACGGCAACGGGGUCCUGGACAGCUCGGAGCUGGAUCGCAUCAUCAACCAGAUGGUGCAUGUGGCCGAGUAUCUGGAGUGGGAUUCAACAGAACUCAGACCGAUUCUGAAGGAGAUGAUGGAGGAGAUCGACUUUGACAAAGACGGGACGGUGACUCUGGAGGAGUGGAUCAGAGGAGGCCUCACCACCAUCCCUUUACUGGUCCUGCUGGGCAUGGACACGAACGUGCAGGAGGACGGGCAGCAUGUCUGGCGUCUGAAGCACUUCAACAAGCCAGCGUACUGUAACUACUGCCACACCAUGCUGCUCGGAGUCCGCAAGCAGGGCCUCUGCUGCUCCACAUGCAAGUACACGGUGCACGAGCGCUGCGUUUCCAAAGACAUCGCGGCCUGCAUCAGCACCUACGCCAAGUCACGCAGGCACACAAAUGCUAUGCAGCACAUCUGGAUGGAGGGAAACUCUCCUACGAAGUGCGACCGCUGUCACAGAAGCAUCAAGUGUUAUCAGGGCCUGACCGGGCUGCACUGUGUGUGGUGUCAGAUCACACUCCACAACAAAUGUGCAUCCAACGUGAAGCCCGAGUGUGACGGAGGAGCCCUGAGGGACCACACUCUGCUGCCCUCGUACAUCUGCCCCGUGGUCCUGGACCGUCAUUCUGUGAAGCGAGGAGAGGGCGAGUCUCCUCCCAGCACCAGCCCCGACGACAUCAACCAGACCUUUAAGUUCUCACCUGGAGACGGACAAGCGCUGCAGAUCACUCCUCUACCGGGCUCUCACCCGCUGCUGGUGCUGGUCAACCCCAAGAGUGGAGGCCGACAGGGGGAGAGGGUGCUGAGGAAGUUCAGGUACCUGCUGAACCCCAGGCAGGUGUACAGUUUGGAUCAAGGCGGGCCGAUGGUGGGGCUCAACUUCUUCCAUGAUGUCCCUAAUUUCCGGGUGCUGGCGUGUGGAGGUGACGGCACUGUGGGCUGGAUCCUCGACUGUAUAGAUAAAGCCAACUUUGCCAAACAUCCUCCGGUGGCCAUCCUCCCUCUGGGCACAGGGAACGACCUCGCACGCUGCUUACGCUGGGGAGGAGGUUACGAAGGCGGCAGUCUGCUGAAGUUCCUGCGGGACAUCGAGCACAGCACCGAGGUGGUGUUGGACCGCUGGAACAUCGACAUCGUCCCCGACGACAAAGAGGAGAAAGGAGACCCCGUCCCCUACAGCAUCGUCAACAACUACUUCUCCAUCGGCGUGGACGCCUCCAUCGCUCAUCGUUUCCACCUGAUGAGAGAAAAGCACCCGGAGAAGUUCAACAGCAGGAUGAAGAACAAGCUGUGGUACUUUGAGUUCGGCACCACGGAGACCAUAUCGGCCACCUGCAAGAAGCUCAACGAGUGCAUCGAGGUGGAGUGCGACGGCAUCAUCCUCGACCUCAGCAACACUUCCUUAGAGGGCAUCGCCGUCCUGAACAUUCCCAGCAUGCACGGCGGCUCCAACCUGUGGGGCGAGUCGAAGAAGAGGAGGAACUACAACCGCAUGAGCAAGAAGGUUCCUUACAUGGUGCCGUCCAGCACCGUCACCGACGCUAAGGAGCUGAAGUUCUGCGUGCAAGACCUCAGUGACCAGCUGCUGGAGGUGGUCGGCCUUGAAGGUGCAAUAGAAAUGGGUCAGAUCUACACUGGACUGAAGAGCGCCGGGCGCAGACUGGCUCAGUGUGCCAACGUCACCAUCAGGACGUCCCGGCGGCUGCCCAUGCAGAUUGACGGCGAGCCCUGGAUGCAACCCCCCUGCACGGUCAGGAUCACACACAAGAACCAGGUCCCCAUUUUACUGGGCCCGCCGCAGAAGACCCCGUUCUUCUUCUUCAAGAGACGCAACCGGAGCCGGGACUAGGACACACGCAUGCACACACAACACCACACACAUAAACAGUUCACACACACACACACACACGCCACACACUGUACAGGCAGCUCCAUCAAACAAUGGUACGUGUUCCCUGGGGGGGAGAGUGGACGUGGGAAGGGGACUUACACGUGGAACAUUCCUACAAUCAGGACGCCUAAAGACAGUUACCCCCGAAGGAUGGCACCCCAAAUUAAGAGUCUUUAAACCCAGAGAACCAUCAUCCUCCCGCCCUGCCAUGGACUUAGUCUCUGCCACCCCACAACCGCCAAGUCUCUCAGUCCAAGCCGCACCCUGCCCGAAAAACUCAGCCAUACGCCAGUACUGCACUGCCCGCUAAAUCCAACCGAGCUGCUGGGAUUCCCUCGCAGCCCUUCAAUGAAGAGGGAGUCACAGCGAGGGGUGAAUGGGGGGAGCUGCUGAACAAGUAGGCUGAAUGAAGAAUGAGAACGAGCUCCCACACACGACAGAGAGAAGGAGAGUGGCGCUGAUCGCGGUUGUUUACAAGAGUAGGGAGUAAAUAAAGUAAGAUCCUCCUCUCGGUUUAAAACACCUGAAUGAAUAAUGGAUCGGCAGAUGCUUGUAAGAGCACUCGCUCAGGGCCUCCCCACAGACUGACGGCGCGGGAAGGAAAGAGCCUCAUCCAUUAUUGAGUUGUUCUGUUUGUGGGUUGAUGGCAGUGGGGCGUAACGCUGCCCUGGAAACAUGCAGGGAGAGUCGCCCCUUAACAUCACUGGCCUACAAAAACAGAUCCUGCGUGGAGCCAAGCAGCAGGCGGAGGAAGAGUCCAAUCAGAGACGUUUGGAGCUUUGCUUUCUACAGAAACUCAUUCGCCCUGAGCUCCACGGUCACGAUCAGGUGGACCCAGAGUUUAGAACAACGCCGUGUUCAGACCAAAAGUGGAGCAAGUUUCACAUGUCAUGAAAGUCAACGAAAGACCCGAGACGUUCAUAAAAUGUCAUCAUUCUCCAGUUUGCUAGAUUUGACCUGGGGUGAGGAAGAUUUGACCUGGGGUGAGGAAGAUUUGACCUGGGGUGACCUGGUGGGAGGAAGAUUUGACCUGGUGGGAGGAAGAUUUGACCUGGUGUGACCUGGUGGGAGGAUGAUUUGACCUGGUGUGAGGCUUUGUUAGAGAAACUUUUAAAGUUUAUACUCGCCUGAUUUCCUGAAACUGCCUCCAAACAAGACGAUCCAAACUCCAUUAACCCUCCUGUUAUGUUUGUUUCUUAUGGACAACAAUAAUGUUCCUGGGUCAACAUGACCCGGGGCAUGAUUCAAAAUGAUUCAAAAGUGUCAGAACCCCAAAAAAUCCCAAUAAACAUUUUUAAAAUCUCAUUAUUAACCAUUUAAAUCAACAUUUAGUGCGUUGGUGUUCUUUAGUUCUCACAGUUCAUAGUUCAAAGAGGAUAACUCACUCUUUUUAUGAAAAUGAAUGUUAAAACCUUUUUUAAAUGUACAUUGGAAAGUGGUUGAGGUGAAAUAUGUCACACAGUUGCAAAGAGACAUUUAGUAUUGAACAAUUCUGACCCCCUUUUAAUAAUAAUAAUAAUAAUAAUAAUAAUAAUAAUAAUAAUAAUAAUAAUUUUAUUUGUAGAGCUCUUUUUAAAACCAGGUUACAAAGUUUCCUACAUGGGCAGCCAAAUAAAACAGUCAGAUCAUAAAAACACACAAGUCAAGAUAAAGAAAUAAAACAUAUUUUAAAGACAUAAAAUUCCCCUAAAAGAACUCUAAAGGAAUCAAAUUAUUUAAACUAUUUAAGACGGUUAAAAUAAAAUGAAGUCAAAUAAAAUUCAGAUAAAAUCCAGGAAGGCUCUGUGAUAAAAGUCUGUUUUAAGAAGGGACUUAAAAGAGCAGCAGACCUGAUCUCCUCCUUUUUUAGCCUCCACUUUGACUGCCGGGUCAAAUUGACCCACGAACAGUAUCUCUGUAAUAUAAACAUGCAGGGGGGGUGCAAAGGUGGGAAAUGAACCAUUUUCAUUUUCUAUGUUGUUCAUGCUGAUUAAUCCAAGCAGAAGAAGUUUCAGAGUGAACAAAUACUUUUAACAUUUAAAAAAAUAAAUGUAACUUUAAAAUGGGUCACUUUGACCCGCAACAUAACAGAAAGGUUAAAAAUCCAACAUUGUUCCACUCGUCGUGAAACUGGUUCAAGUGACAAACCAAGAACAUGAAGGCAGUCUGAAGAAGUGAAACAUAUCACAGGAAGCUCAGCCUCUGUGUUGAAUCUUAAUAACCCGGGUGAAUCUGUGUCUCAUCAUGUACUCAGAAUAUUCAGGGAGUGUUUGUAAGAUUCAGACCCGAGGUCACACCCUCAGGAGUGAAUGUGAAAAGUUGCUCCGCUUCUGAUCCGGACUCGGCUUAACGCCGACAUCAAACCUGAAUCCACAGCAGCUCCGAUGAACUGUGCAUGACGACAGAUGCUCCUACUGGGUCAAGGAUCCAAAUAAAUCCCCUCAAGGGUAUCUCAGCCGGCCCCCCCAGGGGGGUUUAUUUACCACAGCAUUGACAGGGGGACUAAAUUUAUCCCUCUAUUUCAGGGCCGGUCUAUCUCUGCUCCUGUGAAACCCUACGCCUAAUUACCGUGUCAAACAUCAACUCACAAUGUCAAGUGUGCUGUCACCGUGCAAAGCCCAGAGCCUGCCCCCUUCUGCACGGAGCGGCGGCUGCUGCUGCUGCUGGCGUUGAUGAUGCAGUCAGGGUUUGUUUAACCACGCCAAAUAAAGACGUGAUGCUGACGGAGGAGUCGACUUGUCUUUGAAAGAGAAGACGGACUCGUGGUUGGAAAGUGUCGUCCACGCAGCCGAGCUCAGUGUUUCUGAAGAAUGUAUCCGUACGACUGUCCCCGCUGAACUAUAUCCCAGAGUCUGUGCAGACAGAGUGUAUGUAUAUAUGUCUGAGAGUAGGUGUAGCUAACAUAUACUGUACACACCAAUGUGUUUCUAUAUCAUUGUUAUUACUGUUAGCGUAGAGGGGUUCAGGUCAGUAUUCUUCACCGUGCAGAGACGCUCCGGUCGCCCUCUGAGGACCGUCCUCCACCAAGUCUCUCAGAUUAUUUCAACACGAACAAUCAAGUUUAUUUAGGAACUACGGAAGAGGAUUAGGACCACUAAAAAAAUAUAUAAAUUAAGGUCCAAUAUCUUUUUUAUUAUUAUUAUUAUGAGAAAGAGUCAGAAUUCUGACCUUAAUCUAAGAAUUCUGACCUUAAUCUAAGAAUUCUGACUUUAUUCUCAGAAUUCUGACUUUAAUCUCAGAAUUCUGACUUUAAUCUCAGAAUUCUGACUUUAAUCUCAGAAUUCGGACUUUAAUCUCAGAAUUCGGACUUUAUUCUCAGAAUUCUGACUUUAUUCUCAGAAUUCUGACUUUAAUCUCAGAAUUCUGACCUUAAUCUAAGAAUUCUGACCUUAAUCUAAGAAUUCUGACCUUAAUCUAAGAAUUCUGACCUUAAUCUCAGAAUUCUGACCUUAAUCUAAGAAUUCUGCCUUUAAUCUGAGAAUUCUGACUUUAAUCUGAGAAUUCUGACUUUAAUCUCAUUCUGACUUUAAUCUCAGAAUAAUGAUUUUUUUAAAUAUCUUGCACCCUUUGUUUUUUUCAGUGGCCCUAAUCCUAAUCCCAUCAGUAACUUCUCUCUGUAUCUCUGUAAAGACUGGAGUUCUGUCGAACUAGAGAAGCCGACAGAAACACCCCCGUCUGCUGUGCAGACCGGCAGACCGGCAGACCGGCAGACCAAACAUCUGAACUGAGAUUUAGUCAAGAUUUUAAAAAGCUGGAUCAGGCUUGACAUGACGAUGUAAUCUCAAUCCAAACUACCACUGACUUAAUCUCAGAGAUUAUAACGCCUGAAUGAUCCUCCUGAUCUCGAUGUGAUCUGAGUCAGACGUCGGUGGAAAGCGGUCUUGCGUCCUGCUGACGUACAGAGCAGGUGAGAGGGAGACGGGUGAGACGCUCUGCUGGUUCGUACUGAGCUCCACUUUAGAGUCCGGCUUUGACGCCUUUAGACUCUGGUUCCCUUUAAGAAACCCUGAGCCGCCCCUCUUUGUACCCGGGCUCCUUGGAAACACAGAAGAUGUCCGGUGCAUCCUCACACUCUCAUCCUCCAGUUUCAGUCGCUCGUGCAUCGUGAGGUGUGUUCGAACGAGAGGAACUUUAAAACAGUCGGAGGACACGUCUCUUCAUCGUGUGAAUCCUCAGAAACACCUCAGAGUUAUUACGGUUCUCCUGAGGGAGUUCAGAAGGACCACUUUCAGCUCUGACUUCAGAUCACGUAAGGACGAUGUAAGAAUGAUGUAAGGAUGACGCCGUUUACAUCCCAGUAAGAACUUCUCACCAGAACGCUAAGAACGCUUUUAAAACAAAACACCACUAAUCAAAACUUCAUGAUAAUAGGAGUCACCUUGUUGGCAGCUCAAGAUUGAAUUGAACCUGCAAUUCAACAAGUGGCCACAAGGCAAAACCAGAGCUAGUCUCAUGAGCAGCGUUUAAAUACAAUACGAUGAAUCCAGAUUCAGAAACCUGAAGAUAUGCGAUCUAAAAUCUUGUUCCUUUUUUUAAAGAAUAACUGGAUUAGAUCAACCUGACCCUGAUACAGACCUACAAAGACUAACAAACAGUGCUUUAAAUGAGACUACACAAUACAUACUUUGUCCACAGGGGGCGCCAAAGGUCACACACAAUAAUGAAAGCUCCCAACACUUUUAACUUAAUAUUUUGUGUGAUAUUUAUAGAUAUAUUUGAUGAAACACUUCGCUCUAUCUCUACCUGUAUUAAUAGAAAUAUAAAGUAUGUCUAAAGGAGCUCCGUCAUUUAAAGGGUUUAAUCCCGGUUUGGUCCUGUAAUCCAGACUUCUGAUGGGAUUAGGAUGUUCCUGUUCUUUCAAAUUCAUCUACACAAAUUUAGAGUUCAAUAUGGAUCAAAAUUAAAACUGGAUCACCUGAUGUAAUCUUCAUAAUCCUGUUUUACUGUAAUGAGACACGGCCCAGAUUCUAGUUCUAAACGUAAUAAUAAUAUAAUGCUGAUUAUAAUCCAUGGUGCCCCAGAGACCGAGUAAAACUUGAGAGGCGUAAAGACCCCGAUGAUCGGAGGCUUGUUGUAACCGUGACUAUCUUACUGCUCCAGACCGAGUUGGAACCUCCCUGGUCCGGGAUCAUUAACAUCAGACAUGUUCAGUAUUUAGGAUCUCAGGUCGGACCGCCUCAGACAGUAACCGAUGUUACAGCUCACGUUCCAUCAAGCUGUUUCGUGUCCGUGGAAACGUCACCACUAAUUAAACAUGUGGUCUUAAGGACUUGUUUAUUGUUUUCAGAGGACUGUGAUGUUGAAAAUCAGUCUGAACUGUCCUCAUGUGUGUGCUCUCCAAAGAUUUAAAAAUCAGUUAACCCUCCUGUUAUGUUGCGGGUCAAAUUGACCCCUUUGAAACUCUAUUAUAGGCAGUAUGCCUCCAAACCAGCUAAAUGCUGCAUGAAAAUCUGAGCAGCAUGUGUUAAUUUAUCAACAUCACUUCAUAAAGAUAAAAAAAAUUAAAUUUAAAAUAAAAUAAACAAAAUCUAUGUCAUGUAAAACUAUUGUAUUUAUAUUUAGGGCUUUCUAAUGUACAUUAAAACAAGUUUUAACAUUAAUUAAAAUGAAGAUGAGUGAGUUCUCCUCAUUGAACCAUGAUCUGAGAGAAUCAAAGAACACCAAUGGACUAAAUCUGGAUUUAAAUGUUUAAUAAUGGAGUUAAAAAUUAGAUUAAAAAAAAUGUGUAUUGGGAUUUUUUGGGGUUCUGACACUUUUGGGUAAUUGAAUAAGCCCCGGGUCAAAUUGACCCAGGAACAUUAAUGCUGUUCCUGAGAAACAAACAUAACAGGAGGGUUAAAAUCUGGAUCUCUAAAUCUAAAAUCGUUGUGUGUGUGUGUGGGGAGGCGAUCAGCUGAAAACACCAGUCAGUUUAGUGAUUUGAUAAACUUGUGUUACAGAUCGUUUACUUUAAAGUUGGACCAGAACGAAAGGAAAGGGAGUAAAAGUGAAAGUUUGAAUCUAGUCUUCUACCUCCGUCCUCUAACCUGGAGGAGUUGAGUUCUCACACCUCCCACCGGUUUACGUGGUUUAAGGUUCCUGUCGAGGUUUUGAACACACCUCCUGUUAUCCACUGUGAUAGUUUCUGUUUCAAUAUUACACCAAUCACAAUCCCUCCUUCACACGCGCUCACUUUAAACACCUCGUUCACUGUGAGGAUGUCAGGAGAUAAAAACAUCCUCACCUUCAUUCUGCUCCGACGUGGCGCCCGGGUACAAAGAGAAGUCCACGGUUAAAGAGUGCAUGUUUACAGUAACUCUACAUUUAUGAAAAGAAUGGUUUUAGACAGAGAUAUUAAUAAGUGUACAUAUCUGUUUAUAAUAUUUUAACUUACAUCACCGCAUGCCUGCUGUAACAAAAGGAGAGUGAACAAAGAGGAGCGUGUGACUCAGCUUUCUUUGCUUAAUAACUCCAUUUAUCUGAUAUAUUUAUUAUCAUCAUUAUUAUUAUUAUUUGUUGUGGUUUUAUUGCUUUCUUUUUCCAGCAGCAUGUUUAUGAUCAUGUAAAAAGAAGAAGCUGUGUUCAAACAGAAAGUGGAGCGCUGAGAUGAAGUUUCUGUCAUUACUGAUAGAUUAGUGAUUCAUUGUUGGACUGCAGCAGCCUCGUGAAAGCCCACACAGAGGCUGUCUGAGUGAAUAACCAAUGAGUGCAACAAAUCAUCUCUAUUCCUGUCCUUUGAAGCAAUCAAUGGCCUUAACGAAUACAUUGAUGUGCUCCGUGCUCACAGCUCCACACAGCUCCAACAGAGCGCAGAGAGAAGAAGAAGAAAUCAUCAAGGUGCACGCUGAUGGAGCGUUAGCUUCAACACUUUUAACUUUAUUAUUCAAAAGAGAUGAUCUCCAGAAUCAGUCCGCACAGAAACAGAUGAUUGGAUCGAUCCAUGGCGGCGCGCCUCAGCCAUCAUCCUAACCUUCAGUUACUGAAGCUGAUGUCGCUGAUGGAACCGGCUGCUGCUGAGCCGGACUGUAAUUGCAAAUUAAGGAAGUGAUACUCGUCUCUUCAUCUGUAUCUGCAGUUUCCUGAAGCAAGCUGUUGCUUUGAUAAGAUAAGGCAACAAAACCCAUGAGAAGAAACUUCAACCAACAGCGUGUUCCUCCGUGUGGUGAUGCUGGGGCUGUUAAAGAAGCUGAACCAGCUCCUCUUUAAAAACAUUAAAACUUAUGUUUUAUGUUUCCUGAUAGAGGCUUUGUUAUUUUUUUUUAGCAGCUGGGAACUUUUUAUUUUAGCUAACAUAAAUACAAGUGAUGGGCAUAUGGCAGGGACUACUUUCAGCUGCGGAUGGAUACACUUAUCAGGUACUUCUGAAAACAGGACUUUGUAUUUGGUUUAAUUUAAAAUGAGCGUGUGUGAGGCCUUUGCUUCAGCGCUGCUCUUAGUUUUGGACGACACACUCGUUGGUCGAGUUAUUUUCAUGGGUUUUGUCCAAGAUAAGAAAAGAACAGAAAAUCACCAGCCUUAUCUUUUGUGUUCUUUUGCUCCUGUUAAGUUAUUUAAUGAAUGACUGGUUGUCAAAGCAUUCAACAGACACAUGUAGAUCAUCAGGUUACAUAAAACUCAAAUAAAACACUCAAAUGAA
This is a messenger RNA of Notolabrus celidotus (New Zealand spotty), 10726 nucleotides long. It is a transcript of the gene dgkg, whose product is annotated as diacylglycerol kinase beta. Bases 475 to 3090 code for a protein of 871 amino acids. Gene Ontology annotation, cellular component: plasma membrane. NCBI's taxonomy places the organism in Eukaryota, Metazoa, Chordata, Actinopteri, Labriformes, Labridae. The transcript is spliced from 25 exons. The record is from RefSeq and is a predicted model, not a curated record. Gene Ontology annotation, biological process: lipid phosphorylation; intracellular signal transduction; diacylglycerol metabolic process. Gene Ontology annotation, molecular function: calcium ion binding; ATP-dependent diacylglycerol kinase activity.